Molecule: messenger RNA, 3231 nt
Organism: Prorocentrum cordatum
Lineage: Eukaryota; Dinophyceae; Prorocentrales; Prorocentraceae
Source: the annotation of a GenBank genome assembly
AGGCUCGCAGAGCUGAACAUCGCCUGCACCACCAGCUCCGAGAAGCUGCGGAGCCGCUCCCAGGACUACUAUUGGUACUCCCCGGUCCUCCGCUCCGCGCUGAAGGGCCGCCAGGCCGACGUGGUGUGCUCCCCGAGGACGGAGGCCGAGGUGGUCGCCGUGCUGCGCGAGUGCUUCGCGCUCGGGAUUCCCAUCACCCCGCGCGGGGCGGGCACCGGCAACUACGGCCAGGCGGUGCCGCUGCGAGGCGGAGCCGUGCUGGACCUGAAGGGCCUCACGGGCUUCGCGCUGGCGCGGCGCGGGGUGGCACGCGCUGGGGCGGGGCAGCUGAUGGGCGCCAUGGAGGCGGGGCUCAGAGAGGCACACGGCCACGAGCUGCGCUUCUUCCCCUCCACGGUGGCGCAGGCGACCAUCGGCGGCUUCGUCUGCGGGGGCUCCUGCGGCGUGGGCUCCAUCAACUACGGGCUUCUGCGCGACCCCGGCAACGUGCUCGGGCUGCGGGUGGCGACCAUGGAGGCGGAGCCGCGGGUGCUGGCGCUCAGCGGCAAGGACUGCCAGGCGGCAGUGCACGCGUACGGCACCAACGGCAUCGUCACCGAGGUGGAGGUGGCAUUGGCACCGGCGCAGGACUGGCUGGAGAUGGUCGUGGCGUUUCCCACUCUGGCCGCUGCCGCGGAGGCCGCCCAGGCCGUCUGCGAGUCGCCAGCCAUCGCCAAGCGGAACGUGACCACUCUCGGGGCCCCAGUCCCUGCGCUGCCCGGCUUCGAGGGCCUGCUGCGACAGAUUACCGCCGCCGGCGGCGACGCCAGCUCGGUGGCGGGCGCGGGAGCGGUGAACCUCAUGUGCAUCGGGGCCUGCUCGGUCGAGGGCGCUCGGGAUAUCUGCGAGCAGCACGGCGGGUUCGCUCACUGUGCUUACGAGAGCGGGAAGGGGGCCGACGGCAAGCGGCGGAGACCUCUGUACGAGUGGGGCUGGAACCACACCACCCUUCGCGCGCUGAGCAAGGACGAGAACAUAACCUAUCUCCAGUGCGGGUACUUCGACCCUGCUGGGCCUAUCGAGUCCGUGCUUCACCUGCAGGAGAGGUUCGGGGGUGCCGCCAACGGGGACGAGUACAUGACGCACCUGGAGUGGGUGAGGCAGGGCGGGCGGGUGGGUGCCUUCGGGCUGCCGCUGGUCCGGUGGCGGAGCAAGGAGCGGCUGGAUGAGCUGAUCGCGUACCACAACGACCAUGGGUCACCUGUGUUCAACCCGCACACGUUCGUGCUGGAGGACGGCGGGAUGAAGCAGACGGACGCGGCGCAGCUGGCGUUCAAGCACGAGAACGACCCGACGGGGCUGCUGAACCCGGGGAAGAUGCGAGCCUGGGAGGAGGGCCGGCCAGUGGUGGAGGGCGUGCUGAACGCGUUCGACAGGCUGAGGGAGGGCGCGGCCGCACCGGACCUCGAGCCCGAGCCGCUCACGCCGGACAUGCUCGCGGAGCUGAACGAGGGCGCGGCGGCCAGCGAGCAGCACGCGGCCGGCGCACCGGCUGCGGCCACCGUCGCCGAGGGAGGCCGCCGGGCCGUUGCUCGGCCGCUGAGCCCGCCCGCGGGCAGCGUGCGGCCGCCCCUCGCCAACUACACCCACGGGGCCCUCGUGCCGGGCGGCAGCGAGCUGGUGUUCCUCAGCGGCCAGCUGGGGAUCCGCCCGGACGGCUCGGUGCCAGAGGGCGCCGGCGAGCAGGCCGCCGUGUGCUUCGAGAACGUCGCCGCGAUCCUCGCGGAGUCCGGCCUCGGGCUCGAGCACGUCGUGCGGCUCAACGCCUACGUCAGUGGUCGGGAGCACCUCCCGGCCUACAUGGCCGCGAGGGACGCCGCCCUCGAGGGCCUGCCGCCCGCGGCGUCCACCCUGAUGGUGGUGGACGGCUUCUCGCGGCCCGAGCUCCUGGUCGAGGUGGAGGCGGUGGCCGCCGCGGGGGGGCCCAGCUCGCGCUGCCACGGCGGCGGGUCGGCGGGGCCGCAGCGCGGCGCUCGGCCGGAGCCAGGGACCCCGGCGAGCGCGCGGCCGCGGCAGGCCUCGCGGCGCUGGGCGGAGUGGACCACCGCCGACUUCGCGGAGGCCGACCUGUCCCAGGCGGUGGCCGUGCUGCCCCUGGGCGCCACGGAGGCGCACGGGCCGCACCUGCCCCUGGGCGUUGACGCGAUGCACAACGCCGCCCUGCUGGACAGGGCCCUCGAGCGGCUUCCGCCGGAGGCCACGGUGCUCGCGCUGCCGCCGCUGGAGGUCUGCGUCUCUUGCGAGCACUCCGGCUUCGCGGGCACGCUGGAGGUGUCGGCGGAGACGGCUGCCGCCACUUGGGCAGAGAUCGGCGCGUGCGUCGCCAAGGCCGGCGUGAGGAAGCUGCUGCUCUACAACUCGCACGGCGGCAACCACGCGCUGGCAGAGGUGGUGGCCCGCCGGCUGCGGCUGGACCACGGCAUGCUCGUCGCCGUGGCCAUGAACCUGGCGCAGGGCAUGGCGCCGGGCGGCAGCGUGGCCGCGCUGUUCCCCGAGGACGAGGUCCGCUACGGCAUCCACGGCGGCGCCCUGGAGACCUCGCUGAUGCUGCACCUGCGGCCGGAUCUUGUGCGCUUGGACGCCGCGCGAGACUUCGCCUCCGCGGCGUCGAGGCGACCACCUGGCGCCGCCCUGCAGGUGCACGGCCCGGGCUUCGCGAACAAGGUGGGCUGGGUGGCGCAGGACCUGAACGAGGCCGGCGUGGUCGGUGCGGCCGCCUCGCUGUCCGACGCCGCCAAGGGCGCGCAGCUGGCGGAGGCGUCCGUGUCGGCGCUCGUCGGCCUGCUCUCGGAGCUCCACGCCGCCGACGCGGACGAGUGGCUCGCGACGAGCCCGCGGUACCCGCCGCAGGGCCGCGGCCGGGCCCGCUGACGCCGUCGAGGGGCGCUGGCUGGAAAAGGCCGGCGAGGCCGAGCCGCGCGCCCCGGGCGGCGGCGCAGGAGAAGUGGCCCUCCGCCGGAGCGGCUCGUGCUGCGGAGGUCUGUGGCCCCUCCCCGCGGUCACCCCGGAGCCGCGCAGCGAGGUCCAUUCUUGCUCGGGUUCGCUCCGUGCGUGUGGCCGAGUCGCGCGGGCGCAGUCGGCAGCAGUCCUCACCCGGCGCGUGCCGAAGCUCCGCCUCGCUCUCCAGGCGGUCUGGCAGCAAGAUCACGGUGGCGAGCGGCUCGGUGUUUUCCGCCCCUCCUCGUGGCCUCC